AUGAAAAGAGAACUAAAAAAAGAGGAAUUUAACUAGAAGUACAAGCCGUUUUAAUAAAAAUCCUCAAAGAUCUUUACAACUAAUUCUAUUUCUUAAAUAAAUAAAGAUUAAUUUUGGAUAAAAAAACGAAAGAUAGGAGGAAAAUAUUAAGAUUAAUUUUAAUAAGAUAUCAGAAAAGAAAUCUAAAAUUAAUAUAAGUUUGCUGAAAAAUACCCAAAUUAAGCUUUGAGAAUUAGUGAUUUUACUACAUAUAAAAAAAAGUAGUUUUUUAUUGUCAUUAAAAUUGCUUAUUUUUAUGGUGAUUCAUGUCAACCUAUUUUAUGUUAUGCAAAACAGAAUUGUCAGGAUGAUGAAAAGGGAUUAAAGUAAAAAAUAAAUUUAAGUCUUAAACUAUUAGAAAUCUAAAAAACAUUAUCCUAAUGGGAAAUUUCCCACUUGAAUAUAAAGCCUAAUAAUUUACUAUAUUUUGAGGAUGAUAUUCUCUUAACAGAUUUUGGAAGUAAUAGAACAUUUUAUUAAAAUUACAUUAAAUAAUUUUCAGCAUAGAAAGAAAAGAUAUGGCAAUAAGAAUACUGCUAAUAUAAUCCUAAAGCAGUAUUAGAAAUACUGGAUGAUAUAGAUUAUCUAAGAGAAGUAUAAUUGAAUGAAUUAAGAGUUAAGAUGACUUAAGCUAAAAAAUCAAAAAAAAUAGAAGAUACCCUUUGUGAUUCUUAUUUAGAUUCUUGGGCUAUAGGAGUAAUCAUAAUUCAAAUAUUUUUUCCAGAGGAAAUUCUCAAAGGGGAAAUAAAUAUCAAAUCCUGUUUAGCAAUGAAUAUCGAAAAAUUAGAUGAAAAAAUAAAAAUAAUUAAAGAAAUUGAUAGUAAUAUUGGUACUGAAUUAAAAGAAUUAUUUUAUCCUACUUAUGAAUAUUCUCAAAAAUAAGAUAAUAAAAUUAUUUUUUAGUCUUCUUUAAUGAUUGAUAAGGAUAUUGGAAAUAAACUUAAAAUAGAGUAAAAAGAUGAAGUUAUUGAACCUAUUGUUCCAAUCAUUCCUUUAGAAAAUAUAGACAGUAAAACUAUAUUUAUUCAUCACGAACUUGUUUCAUCGUUAAAUAAAUCUAUGCUUUUAUUAAAGGGAUAAAAAAUUUCAGUAUUAAAAGACUUUUUAGCUGAAAAUGCCUUGGAUAAAAAAAUUUAUAGAGUUUUGGAUUUUCAUGAGUUAUUACAACUUGAUCUUUGUGAUAUUAAACUGUAUUUAGAAGAACUUUAAAAGAUUUGUAAUUAAUAUGAAGAAAAAAUAUAAGUUUUGAUUAAAAACAAUAUAUUUCUAGCUGAAAAUAGGUAGAAGGCAUUAGAAUAUUACUUCAAUAUUCAUUAAGAAUUACCAGAACCGAACAUAAUUUAUUACUAUAAUAAAUUAGAAUUGUAUAUGAUUUCGUAGAUGGAAUAGUUUUAAAUUAAAUUUGAAACAGAAAGCAAAUUAUUAUUGCCAUACUUUUCAUCUGAAAUGAUAAAAUAAUUAAAAAAACUAAGAAAAAAGGAAAUCAAGAUUGAUGCCAAUUUCAAUAUCAAUUUAUAAGAUUAAGAAUAAAAGAUAACUUCAAUUUAUUAUUUAGAUAAAAAUAACAAUCCACAUCAUACAGAAAUUUUGGAAAUUAAGUAAAGAGAAAAAAAAAUAUAUGGUUUUGAAAUAUUCCCAUUUAAUUUGUCAUUAAAAACAAGAUUUAAAGUAAGAGAGUUCAUUUAAUUUAAAAAACCUGAAUGUUUGUUGUAAUAAGAAGAAUAUGAUUCUAUAACUACAAAAGUCUAAAGGGAAUAUUUAAAUGUAUUAUAUAGUUGUUUAGAUGAUAAUCAAAGAGAUAUUAGUAAAUAUUUAAAAGCAAUCAAUGAAAUUUUUCCAAAGGUCAAAUAAGUUGAUAAAAGAAAAUAUUUCAAGGUAUAUAUACAAUAAGAUAUGUUACCAAAAGAAUUAGACCCUCAAAUUUCAGAUUUUUUAUAGCAAAACUUCGGUUAUUUAAUGAAAAUAAAUCGUAAAUAUAAAGAGUAUUUAAAAUAAUUUGAAGACUUUUAGAUAACAAGCAAAUAUAAUGGAUUUUUAGUUAAUAAAAAAUGUCAUGGUUUAGGGUUUAGAUAGAUAAAUGAAAAUUUUAUUUAGUUUGGCAUAUUUAAAUAUGGAUAAUUAUUAUGGGGUUGGGAACUAGUUAAAAAGGAAUAAAGGAUUUAUUUAUAUAAAGGAUAGUUUGAUAAUAAUAAAAAACAGGGUGAUGGAGUUUUAAAAGUAUUUUUUCCGUAACUAAUUAAAAAAGUCAAUUAUUAUAGAUUAAUGCUGAAAUCUAAGGGUUAUUUCUAGGACGAUUAAUAAGUUAACUUCGGAUAAGAAAUAGAUUAUGAAUAAGGAUUUAGUUAUAAUGGAGAAUUUUAAAAUAGUAAAAAGGAGGGAUAUGGUUAAAAAAUAGCCCUUUAGGAAAAUAGGAAAGAUAAAUAUAUAUAAUACAGGGGGACCUUUGUAAAUAAUUUAGAACAUGGUAAAGGGAAAUGGUUAAAUUAGGAUAAAACUGAAAGAGAUGUUGAAUUCAGAAAUGGUAAAUUAAUUACUUAAUGA
Molecule: messenger RNA, 2580 nt
Organism: Paramecium sonneborni
Lineage: Eukaryota; Ciliophora; Oligohymenophorea; Peniculida; Parameciidae
Source: the annotation of a GenBank genome assembly